GUUUGUUAAGAGAGCGAAUUAAAUUCUUUGUUUAAUAAUUAACCAUGUAGAUUGGAUAAUGUAUCAGCCACUAAAUACUGAAUACUGUGUACACUAUAACAUAAAUAGUAAGCAGAAUCAACCAUGUAAAAUAACAAUGUGAAAAUUGUGUCAGACAAGAACUAUUAUAGGAGUACAGAAAUUACAGUCAACAUAAAAUAUUUUACGUAACUUCGUCGAGAAAAUUAUACAAUAUGAAGCCCACGCAGACAAACCAGAAGGCAACCAGCCCGGCUGUGAUUCUUCAAACAGAAGCUAGAGGGAAAACACUCACUAGGAAAAUGAUAUACAUGUUAAUAGGAGCUUUCGCUUUCGUCCUCGUGGUCAGUGCUGUAAUUCUAGCGGUGUAUUUUGGGAUGCAGAUGACCAAAGAUAAUUUCAAGGAAUACACAGCUACAUUCUCUGGAGAUGAUGGUACUUCGACGAAGGAGAAAGUAAUUGUUACAGACACAGAAGAAAUCUUCGAGACAGCUGUUGCCACUGGAAUUUCCGAUUUCUCCAUGGGCCUGGUAACAUACAAAUUUCAGAAGACAGGUAUUGCGUUAGACGUAAAUGUAUGUUAUGUGACUAACCUAAACACAAGCGAUUUUCAAACUCCAGAAGAGUUUAUAGAAACGCACACAUCUGAUCAGAUAACAUUUGCGAGGAACAAUCAAGUUUUGAGAAAGUACGAAGUAACAGAUAUAUGGUUGAAUAACAAAGCUCUUGGACCUAAAUCAAAGGAACUCUGCAAAGGAAAGCCUGUGUUCUUCUUGCGCGAAAUUACUGAGACAAGAACUCGAGAGAAAAGAGCAAAAUGGAAAGUCACAAUCAAUCUCGGCAUUGUCAAAGUAGAAAUAUCCUGGGGAAAAGAGAGAAAAGAGAAAUAAGUAUCCACAGAGAGUGUUUGAAUGUGUUACAUAUGUAGACAUGGAAAUUUCUUCUUCUUCUGUAAUGUUCUGACAAUUUACGGAUUGUUUGGAGAAAAGUUUAUUUAUUCAGCUGAUACAUUGUAUGUUGACUUUCAAUGAUAUAAUAAUAUAACAUGUAUGAUAUGUACUAUGAUUUACAUCACCACUUUUUAUUGAUGUUUGAAAGAGUAUGUAUGAUACUGACACCUAUUAAGUAUAUUGCACCUAUUGAACUAUUUCACUUCUUCUUGUCGAAAGUUCAUGUCAGUUCAUUCAUAAUUUCUGAAGUGUUUACAUCUUAUCUUUUAUUUGCACAUAUGUUUGUCUAACAUAGCUACAUACUCUUUAUUUACUUUUAUUGUAGAAACAGACUGAACUUGUGUAUAUUACUUAUUUUACUUAAAACGUGUCUUUUAUUUGAGAUGGAUAGAUUUAUUUCAACAUAAAAUCUACAGUUACAUGGCAAGUAUGAUAUUAAUACACA
This is a messenger RNA of Mercenaria mercenaria, 1413 nucleotides long. RefSeq lists its product as uncharacterized. NCBI's taxonomy places the organism in Eukaryota, Metazoa, Mollusca, Bivalvia, Venerida, Veneridae. The record is from RefSeq and is a predicted model, not a curated record. The coding region runs from base 234 to 908 and encodes 224 amino acids. The transcript is spliced from 7 exons.